UUCACACUAAUUGACUUGUUGUAUCACUUGAAAAGUGAAGUGUGAAUGACCCUUCACUGUCUCUGUCUUUUUGUAUGGAAUUACAUGAUUCAAACGUCAGUAAUUGAUGUUUGAAUUAUUAUUUAUCACGAAUGUCUUAAACUCUUAGAACAUAACAUUAAUUGGUUGUGACAACUAAUACGAUAUUAUUGACGUUGAUCGUAAUACUGUAAUAACCCCUAAUUACCAUCAGCAUGCUGUUAUUCCACUAAUAGCUUCAUUAAUGGGUAAACGAUUAUCGUUAAAUCUCCUGUAUCAUAAGUACAAUUUUCGCUAAUUUUCAUGCGAUUUAAAGUAAAACAUUGAAAAAUUACAUAGGCAAAAUUAAUCCAUAUUUCCCUUAAAUUGAGAAAGGUAAUGGUAUUGCAAUCUAGCUAAGUCAAACAUGAUACAGUACACGAGUUCACCCAUUAUACUCGGGACAGUAGGUUGUUUGGAAGAUGAGGAUAUUAUUGUAAUUGUUCGAAGCAAUGAUCUCAAGAAUGAUUUAAAUUACUUAUUACAUUUGUCUCCGGGCGGAGUGAUAGAAAAGGAGGGGCAGGGAGGAGCGCCCUGGGGAUAGCUGGUUGUGCCGGUGGCUGCAUCGAUCGUUUCUACUGCGCGGUAAAGCUCUCCUCGCAUGAACGAUGUGGUUUUCCUACGUUGAAAAAUAUCAUCAGUCUCGAUAACCAGCAAUUAUACCAACCGGUUAACCAUUGGUUUUUGUCAUUUUCCCUUGAAAAUUUACCCUAGGAUCUUUAUAACGAAUUAGAAACAGGUGGAUAUCAUUGACUUGUAUCACUGAAAACCUACAGUAGUAGACACAAGUUUAAAUUUCAAACUGUAUGGAGGAUGCCAAUAUUUUCUUGAUCCACUGUAGCCCUCUAAUCUUCGAAUAAACGAAUAGGAAACUUCAUUAGAUAGUUAGUUAAAUAAUUGAAUAUUCGAUAACGCUCGAGUUUGAUACAGUAGAAAGUUUCAUAUUGCUUACAGCUCGGUUCGAGCGGUGAACAAUUAUCGGAUUCGUGACGAAUUUUUGUUCUGAAAAUUGCCCCAGUUCUGGAGCGGACUUUAUCGUCGACAGAUAAAAGUGACAGGAUUUAAUCGCAAACGAAUGACAUUUACUUUGCUGAAAAAGAGAGAGAAAAAAAAAAGAAAAACUAACAAGCAAAUAUUUGAAUGAAAAAUUUCAGAGAAUUAGUUUUUCUUUUUUACAGGAGACAAGUUUUAUAAAUGAAAUUUGUGGUGACAGGUCUAUUAACAAGAGACAAUACUUUUAUUUCGUAUCGUCUAAAGUAAAUGAAAAUAAUGAACGGUAGUCGUGAUCCUCGUGACAAAGGUCUACUUGAUGAACAUUCCACGACGAUAGACCUCGAACUACUUCCCUUACCCUUGGGAAUUCUCUUCAUGGUCAAGUAAUAUCGUGUUCGCGAUGAAUGAUCCUUGAUAGAUCAUUGAGGUGAAUCAAGAGAAUCAUUAAGAAGAAUGUCUAGGAUAUUAGAAGGGAUGGACGAAUGCCCCAUGGACCCGGGGCUGAAAUUUGACACCACUUGAAUGCAAAGAAAAAGGUACAAAUGAGCAGGACGCGGAAUGGGCACAUCCUGGCUUUUGGCCCUGCUUCCUGUGACGAUGACGACGAUGACAAUAAUGUCGUACAUCACCGUAACGACGGCUACUUCAACAUCGGUGCCGUCUAUUACUACGGCUACCAGCAACGAUAUUCUAGAUACAAAGAGGGCGGAUAUUGAGAAAGCUUUGGAUGUGAUCGAAGCGGCAUCAAUUGGAUCGUUGGGUGAAGAUUGUGCCACGACAGCUGGUUUUAAAUCUUUACCAGCUGCCGUAGCACUUGAUCCACGACGUUACGAUACUGCUCGCCAAAAGGCUGAUAUGACCGCUCUUAUGCUCCAAAAUCUUGGCACCAUCGGAGGAUCAAGGCAUAACGUGCUUUUAGAGGUGUUGGCGAAAUCUCUGCUGGUGUCCGUAAACGAUGCAGUAGAAACAAGAGUAAUGGCGUUAAAUGCAUCUACCGGUGCAGUGAUCAGCGCGGUUUGGUUGGAAAGAAAUCCAGCUAGUGUUGGAGAACCGUCAAACGUUGAGAGUAAUGGACUCCAACCAGGAUCUAUACCAGAUCCAAAUUUGCCUUGGUUCGAAAAUGCUGGUACCACCACGGAAUUGAGGGGUUGGUGGACCAUUCCGUACUUCUCCUGUAAAAGCCAUCGAUGGUUGAUCUCGUACAGCGUUAAUAUACGACCACCGGAUGCUCGUCAUGGAAUUCGAGAAUUUUUAAGCGUGGAUAUUGACAUCAGUGGAUUAGAAGUAAAUCAGUGCGAUGUAUCAUCGCAAACUAGCGCAAACGAAGCUUUAAGUAAUCAAAUAGCAUCUUUUAAAGGCACACAUAAAUGUCAUAACGACACUACACGGUGCGAAUAUCAAAGUCCUGGUAACCGUAUUAAUCAAAAUGGAGUGGGUGCUGGAUGGGUUAAGGGUGCAUACAUAUGCAAAUGUCGAAAGGGUUAUUAUAGCACUAAUCAUCAUCAAUCUGGCUUCGAUGGAAUUCUCGUCGAAGCUGCUUGGAAAGAGAUGCAAGAAAACAUAAGCGACUCGUAUGUGACAGAAUUUCGAUGUAUGCGUUGUGCACCAGGAUGCUCGAAGUGCAAAGGGCCCGAGCCUUGUUUAGCUACUUACAACUGGCCCUUCCGAAUCACCCUUUUGUCAUUCUCCAUUUUCUGUGUGUUCGGUACCAUCGUUUUGGUGGCCUAUAUGUAUCAACACCGUAAGCUUAAAGUGUUCAAGGUCGCUUCGCCGAUAUUUCUAUCCAUUACGCUUUUGGGUUGUGCUAUUAUGUAUCUUGAAAUGGCUGCCAUAUUUCCCGUUUUGGAUAUGUAUUCUUGUAUCGCGACCAAGUGGACGAGACAUCUUGGCUUUUGUAUUUCCUACACGGCGUUGUUGAUGAAAACUUGGCGAGUUUCUCUCACGUAUCGUGUCAAGAGCGCGCACAAAGUCAAGCUUACGGAUAAACAAUUGCUACAAUGGAUGGUUCCAAUAUUAUUAGUAAUGUUAAUUUAUCUUGGCACAUGGACAUUGAGCUCACCACCGUAUGCCGAAGUGAUAGCCGACAAUUAUGGUCUGAAAUUCUACCAAUGUUCGUUCAACUGGUGGGAUCACAGUUUAGCAAUCGGGGAAAUUCUGUUUCUUGCAUGGGGCAUUAAAGUGUGUUACAAUGUUCGCAACGCGGAAAGUCUCUUCAACGAGGCCCGUUUGAUAAGCUACGCAAUUUAUAACAUAGCCGCUGUGAAUAUAACUAUGAUCGCCAUUCACCUUUUCAUUUUCCCUCAUGCCGGACCAGACAUCAAGUAUCUGUUGGGAUUUUUACGCACACAACUUUCAACCUCUGUAACCGUGUUUCUUGUAUUUGCACCUAAGGUAAUUCGUGUUUCGUUGUUUCUCUCGAGUUUGGAUAAUUUCAGGAAAUUUCAGGUGACUCGAGUGUUACGAGGGCAAGGUGAUCAAUGGGAUAGUCGUGCCAGAGGUCGGGGGGUCACCGCUAGUUUCUCGUUGAAUGGAAUCGGUUUGGUGUCCGAGGAGACGACAGACUUGCAUCAAGAAAACGAGGAGCUUAAGGAGGAGAUUCAAAAACUGGCAGCCCAAAUAGAAUUUAUGAAAAUCGUCCACAUGGAGAUGUACAAUCGCCAUAUUAAAUCGAAAGCCGGUGGAUACUUUAGCACCCAUGGUCAUGGGCAUACUCAUCCAUCCUCGGCUCAAAGUCCAAUAGCGAAAAGCUCGACGGCCAGUUUUAUAUUGAAACAGACAGCCGUGGAACGAGGGGCUAGCGCGGCCGCGGCUGCCGCGGUCGAAGACUCAACUUUCCCUUCUGGAAGUUUGCAUCGAGCGCGUCGAAUGGAGAUCCUGAAGGAACGGAAGGCGGAAAGGGAAAGGGAACGGGAUAAAGGAAAGGAGAAAGAGAAAGAGAGAAGGGAGAGGGAACAGAAGAGAGAGAAAGAACAAGAAAAGGAAAAACAGGAGGAUGCUGCACACGAGGAAACCGUCGAAGAAACCGGAGAGAAGGUCUGACUAGUGCUAAAUAGCAAUGAGGUAAGAUCAAUUUCUUUAUUUAGAUGGGCCUUCUUAUUUGGCAAACCUGGGCCAAUGAAUAUUUCAUGAAUUUUCUUGGUCGAUGUUGUUUCAUUGUCAGUAAUAAUGAACUUAUUUGAUUUUAUCAGGAACAUAGAAAUGUUUAUCAGAAUUAAUAUUCUGGUAUUCAGUUUAAUAAACGCCGUAAUGACAAUAAUUUUAUUGUUGUUUGAAUAUCGUCCACAGAUAUGGUUAUGACAAACUCAGAAUAUAAAGAAGAAUAUGAAACGUAAGUGUGAUCGUGGAAAGAGAAGGUUCAAGAAAAGAGGUAAAUUCACAGGGUAUUCUCUAAUGCAGGCCUGGGCAACUCGUACCCUUAAAAUGAAAAUUGCUUAAUUUCUCUCUUACUGCCUUAUUUUAUUAACGCAGAAUUUUUUUCUUUUUUUUAAUUAUUUAUGAUUUCUAUGAAUGAACAGAAGUUGUCCUCUAAGGGGUUUUAAUCGUUUAUAUUUACCCUAAGGGCAUCGACUUGCCCAGGCCUGUUCUAAUGGAUACAAGACACCCAGUGUUCGAACGACUCAAAGGACUUCAAUCAUUAAAUAGUAACUAGAUUAAAUCUGUACGUAUAUAAUUGUCAUUCGUUUAUGGUGGCAGUAACUCCAUUAGCUUUAUCGUCAAAUAUUUAUGUUCACACCAAACAAGAAACGUUUGAUGAUUAACGAGAAUAAGAGACGUGAUUAACAGGGAUAAUUAAAAAUAAUCUUCAUUAUUUUCAAUGUUACUAAUAAUUUAUCAAUAAUAGGUAUCGGUAUUCUAUUCUUUCGUCAUUGAAAACAUCAUCCUUAAUUACCUUGAUUAAAUACCUAAUGAAUAAUGAAAUAAUGUGAUUUCUCAAAUGACAAUUAGUAUAAUCAACUUCGUUAAAUAGAAAAAGAAAAAAAAUAAAGAUUGUUACUUUGCAAUUGUUCUUGGUUUGCGUCUGUAACAAGCACGAUUUUCUGCUGAAUUUUACUCUCGUGUAACACAAAAUGAAUUUGUGUCAAUAAGCAAAACCAUAUCAUAGAGUAUACCGAAUCAAAACUGAUAAUAUAACAUUGUUAAACUAAUAACGUUACUCGAUCGCUAAAUACAUUUCUAAACAACUAUUUGAAAAUUUAACAUUCUAUUUGUUUAAUAUUUAGUACAGGAACAAAAUAUAAACUCCAAUUCAAUUACACAACAACUUUUUCUCUUUUUAUUUCAAUCAUUAACAUUAUGAAUAGACUGUAUGAAUGAUAUUCGUAUCAAAAAUAUAAAAAUUAGACGUAAACCAAGAGAGAGAGAGAGGCAUAAGAUAGCUGAAAGUAAAUAAAAAAAAAAGAAAAUAUUAAAAAACUCGUUAUAUCGCACAAAAUAUCAAUAAGUAUCGAGAGCACGUACAGCAUUUUAUUACAUGAUUGGAGUAUGAAAAUUUACUUGAAUAUAUCUCAAAGAAAAAAAAAAGCACACGCAUUUUAUACGACAAUAAGAUACGAUUUAAGGUACUUUAUUGUUAUUAGCGCAAAAAGAUCGAAUAUAAUUUUUCUUUUUCGUUCGUUGACUAUUUCGAUCGUCUGUUGCAAUUAGAUAGCGAAAAAUUUCGUGAAUGCCCUUAUGGCAAUUUUAUAUUUCGAAAUGAACAACCUGGAUCUCUUCUGGGUCCAUCCCUGUAUUAUUAAAAAUUACUAUAAAACGUGUGAAAGCUUGAUAGGAUAUUGGUAAAAAAAAAAAGUAUUCGACAAGAAUUGCUACAGGAAUGCGACAAUUCUUGAAUAGGAAUGUUGUACUGUUUUGAAACAUAACAACGUUAUAAAUUCAUUUCAAUAUUCAAUUGUUCCACAUCUUUUGAUGGGUUUUAUGGUUCAUCAGCAGACAUUGCUGUUUGAGCGAUUUGAAAGAAAAAAGGAAGAGAAAUAAUGAACUUUUAUUGAAGAUAUAAAAUUUGUACAAUAAUUUGUAUAUGUAUAUAUAUUUUUGGACAAAAUUACUGUAUAUCGUUGUUCAAAAUUUAUGGGAUAUAUGAAAGCUAUAUGUAUACAGGGUGGACCACGCAAUUGUUUCAGAUCAUAAUUCCGUCAUUAAUGGAUUCACGAAAAAAUUAUCUUUCUCUGGCAUUUUUUCGUGAAUGCACUAAUAACGGAGUUGUGACCUGAAACAAUUGCAUAGCCCACCCUGUACAUAUAUAUAUAUAUGACUGAUAAUUAUCAUUAUUUUACAUUGUUACAUCUUUUGUGUACAAAUGAUUACUGUUUAACAAAAGAUGUUGUGAAUUUCGAUGAAGAAACGUAGCCUUAAGUCAAUGUGAGGAUCGUUCAGAUUGAAUUAUAUCUUGAGAAAUAGAAAUAAAUGUUUCUUUUCUUUUUUUUUUGUAUUUGUAGGUAGAACGGAUAUAGUAUAAAUAAAUAGAAAGACGUUCGUUGAAAAUAGCAAAAAUCGUUACCGCUUUAAAGAAGGCUUAGAAUAGGCUUUAAAGUGAUAGUUGGUGGAAUCGAUGAAAAAUUACGGUUGAAAAAAAAAACUAAAUGGUCGCUUGAAAUUUCAAAUUUCAUAUACUCGUUAUGCAGUAUGUAAUAUUAAAAUGUAACUCGUAUACAAAAGCAACGUUUCCGAGAAGUUGGACAGAUAAAUGAUUAAUUUUUUUUUAUUUUUAAUUUACCACUUGCAGGAAGUAUCAAUAACGAGAUAAAGUUAGGUGAAAAAUAAUAUAAAAUCAGAUCUGGUAGAAAUCAUUGACUAGGACGUUUUUCCAAAAAUAUCGCAUUCUCCCAUCUUUGAUACAAGUGUUGUAAAUUGUAAUUAAUUAGGAAAUGAAGAAAAUGAGAAAACGAAGAACAAUCGUGCUUUUGAUGUUGUUAUUGUAAUCUGAAUGAACGUUAGUUAAAAGAAAAAAAGACAUUUUAAAAGUGAAUCAAAGUUUAAGGAGAAAUCACUGGCCGAUCGUGAACUUUUUUUACUUCCGGUAUCAGACGUAUUCAGGCUAAUAUAUGCAGCUUAACAUUACGUAAAUCGCAAAUCAUUAAUGAAGAGAAAGUAUAUGAUUAAUUGCUAAGCGAAAUGAAAUACAUAUACAUAUAUACGUAUAUAAAUCCCUGACUUUCCCACUGGAUCCCUGAGAAAACAGUUUGUGUACAAGUGAAAAACAUAUUUGUAAAAAUAUAAUGUAUGUCGAUAAAUAUAAUGAUAAUUAAAUGAGGAA
Molecule: messenger RNA, 7303 nt
Organism: Osmia bicornis bicornis
Lineage: Eukaryota; Metazoa; Arthropoda; Insecta; Hymenoptera; Megachilidae
Product: probable G-protein coupled receptor CG31760
Exons: 16
Coding region: 1609-4089 (826 amino acids)
Biological process (GO): G protein-coupled receptor signaling pathway
Cellular component (GO): membrane
Molecular function (GO): G protein-coupled receptor activity
Source: RefSeq, a predicted model, not a curated record